AAACGUCGAAUUCCCGAAUUCUAUAAUUGUUACUUUUAUGUAUUAAUUAGUUACAAACAUAUAGUCAAAUCCUACUACAUUAAAAAAAAAAUAUAUAUGUAACACUAGAGCUGAUCACGAUUCUUUGAUAUUCCGAACGAGAGCAAAAUAGCCCAAAACAGCACAAACAGCCGCUACGAACUUGCCUUCUCUAAUCAAAACUCUCAGCACAAGACGAGAAAUUUCGCCAGUCAACUUCUUGCCCUCAACGACCAAAGCUUUCCUCGGCUUGCCACAAAAAGUCAACAAAACAAGCACAGUUAUCCACGUCAUCAGCGUGGCCGGAACUGCCACGGCCAGCGCAGCAGCCAUUGCAAGAAGGCCAAAAAUAGCACCCAAAGCCACAGAAGCGUACAACGCGGGCCACCCAAAUGCGUUACCCGAAUUCGAAGCAGAAGAGUCGUACCAAGAAAGCACGGAUUUGAGGAGAUUCCAAGAAGAAGAUAAGAGUAAUGAAUAUACGGAAACGAAUAGAAAGGCCCAUGUUCUUCGCUUGCUCAUGAUUCUUAUGAACAUGGUUUGAUUGUUUGUGAUCGAACAUGGAGAUUGUUGUGUUGUGGGUUUAUCUUGUGUUAGAGCCAAAGUUCUGCCGGAUACCAAAGCCGAAGUAUGACCUGAAACAGAGAAGAAUGCGAGGGUUUGUCCCCCCGAUUCACCUCCGGUGUGAGAAUAAAUUAGUGGCUCUAGGAAGGGUUUAGAGAACUGCAAGCGAGUAUGUAAGAAUGUAUAAAGUUGUGAAUGAAUUUUACCACUGAUUUACCCACUUUUUAUAGGAGGAGGAGGAGCCCUGCUAUGUAACGUUCCCGCCCGAUGCGGGAGGGAAGUUAUGAUGAGUAAAGGAGGCGGGAUUCUCUCGCCUCGACCGUUGCCAUAGUAACGUUUAAGUUCAAACGGUGGGCUGGACCUGCUUUGGGCCGUAAUGGAUUGGGCCGAAAGGCUUAUAACCCAACAUGUCCCCAGGCUUCGGUCGGGUUUCAAACGCGGCCGAAGCCUAAGUUGUCUUUGACCGACCGACAGGGUGAGGCUGUAGUGGGAGCUGAGCAGUUGUUUCGGUCUGAUUUCAAAAUGCUUGGUCCGAUGGACGCGUGGUGUCGUUUGGGCGCCGGAUGGCGUGGCCUCGAGAUACGCGCUGAAUCUGGGCCGUGCAUUCCAAAGGGUGCCAUUAAUAGGGCGCGCCUUUUCACAAUUCGUUUAUAAAUACAAAUCAUUACCACCCGUUUCUUUUCAUAUUUCCAAUAUCCUCUUGUUUUCCUCUCAACUCUCCAUUCUCUCAAGCUUCUUGCUCCCAGGCGAUAGUUGUUAACCGGCGGUGGUUCUUUUUCCGGCUUCUUUCACCCGUUUUCUCCACAUCUCUUCUACGACAAGCAAAUGGAUCGGUCGGGUGACAUAGUCGGGACGUCUUAUUCGGCCGCGGAUCACUUUAGCGAUGUGCUGAAGUUUCCUAUGGCCAACUUUCCUUCCUUACUGACCGAAGCGGAUCUGAAGUCGUUUCGGAUAAAGUACCAGAUACAUCGGUCGUGGGAUAUUUAUCCAGCCAUAGAGAGCGAUUGUAUCUACCAAACACCUGAGUCGGAAGAAGGGCACAAGUGUGUGGGCAUCUCCGAAAACGCCUUUAAGUGCGGCUUUCGGCUCCCGAUGCUCCCCCUGCUGAAGAAACUUCUGAAGCAGACGGGGAUCGCCUUAGGCCAGUUGGACCCGAACGGAUUUACGUACAUAAACGUAUUCCAGCAUCGGUGUCUGAUGGCCGGCGUGUCUCCUCGGCCAGCUCUCUUCUGGAAUCAUCAUGAUUUCAAGAAAAACGCCAAGAGCAAUGGCUUUUAUACCAUCGGCCGCAAGACCGGCCGACCGAAUUGGUGUGAAACCAACUCGAGCAACAAGGGUACCCACGAACGGUGGUUCUACCUGGGGGGUCACUCGAUCCACAAGUUCUCUCUGUGGAGGGAGGUAGACCCCUCCAUCAUCACCACUCCCCCUCUGGUCGGUAAGGACCUGGAGGACUUUGAGAAAUUGAACAAAGUCCAGGAGCCGAACCGGAUUCUGCUGUCGACCAGUCGGGAGAAGGAGUGGCUCUUCACUCUUUGGGGUAGUGACGUGUCUUCCCGAACCGAAGCCCUGAAGAGGAAGACGGCGAAGGCCAUGGCGGCAAAGAAGGAGGCCGAAGCAAAGGCCCGCGGCGAAACAACAGUUGGUGCCAUAGUCCAGGCGGAUGUGGCGAAGGAGAAGACCCCGGAGGUUGGUCGUGCGGAGGGGACGGUUGAGAAAGCCUCCGAGGUGGUGGAGAUUCCGGCCGCCGAAGCCUCUAGGAAGAGGAACAGGCCGGACGGUUCAUCGGAGGUCCGGCCUUACAUUCCGGAGUGGUCGGUUUUGGCGACCGAUUCGAUUGCGAUCCAGGCUCCUGAUCGGAUCAAGGAAGUUGCGGGCGAUCUCUGCCGAUCGCAAAUGUUGCCGGCCGACCGGGGGACCUAUGAGUCGGCGACUGCUCUGCAAGCGUGCGAGCAGCUGAUGUGCUUCCUAUCUCUGGCUUCUCCUUGGGCGGCGGCGGUGACUGAUAAGGUCCAGGACAUGCAGAAGCAGAUGGCUGGGGUGAACGCCCUUACUAUUCGAGCCAAUCUAGCUGAAGAUACCCUGGCGGCCCUGAAGACGGAGCUGGAUGCUGCCCACCAGGACCUGAAGGACCUUCGGGAGUCGGAAGGCCGUCUGAAGGGGCAAGUCGAUACUCUGACCAGGAGGGUUCAGCGCCGCAACCUGGCGUUGAAGGCUGCCCGAAAGAAGGAGAAGAAGACGAGGAAGCUUCUUGAGAAGACCGAGGAUCGGUUCCUCGACAUUGGAUAUGACGAGGCGGUCCGUCGGGCUCACAAGGAAGGCUUGGAUCACAAGUUACUUUUGGACGAAGGAGCUUCUGAUCCGGUCGGCCGUGAGGAUCCGGACGAACCCCUUGUUGUUUCAUCCGAUCCCGAGACUGACUACUCGGAGUAAUUCUAAUUUUGUACUUUCAUUGGCCUUCGGGCCAUUAUUUGUAAAAACGAUCUGCCUUCGGGCUUUGUAUAAAUAUUUCGCCUUCGGGCUUCUAAUUAAUUUUGCCUUCGGGCUUGCUUUUCA
Molecule: messenger RNA, 3138 nt
Organism: Daucus carota subsp. sativus
Lineage: Eukaryota; Viridiplantae; Streptophyta; Magnoliopsida; Apiales; Apiaceae
Exons: 4
Coding region: 1408-3015 (535 amino acids)
Source: RefSeq, a predicted model, not a curated record